Molecule: messenger RNA, 1341 nt
Organism: Penaeus vannamei (Pacific white shrimp)
Lineage: Eukaryota; Metazoa; Arthropoda; Malacostraca; Decapoda; Penaeidae
Source: RefSeq, a predicted model, not a curated record
AUGGCUGUAGAAGGUGCGGCCAGAGCUCUGUGGGCGUGCAGCGUGUCGCGGGCGGGACGGACUGCGCUGCUACGGGCUAGUGGUUUGGAGAUGGUGGGCGGCCUUCUGGGUGUGGCGCGUCCGAGCCUCCUUGUGCCUGUCGUGGGCGUCCUCCAUCAGUGCGUGGCUGAGGCGGUUUUCCGAGAGCGCGUCGAGGCAGCUGGCUACACCUCCGCCCUGGUCAAGCUGUUGCACUCGCCGACGCCGCAGCUGCAGAUCCUCGCUACAAAGGCCAUUGCGAGGUGCUCGGUGCUGGAGGCCACGAGCUCGCGUCUGGUCCGAGAGGGCGGCCUCGAGAUGCUCGUCAACAUGCUCCGACGCGAAGCCAAGACCUACGUCGACGCCCUGAUCGAGAAGGACCUCGCCUUCGCCAGGGAGUACGGGCUGGUGAUCGACGCCCCUGGAGUCCCUCGGUCCAGGAAGGCGUCCAUGAUGCCUGACGGGGCGGGCCGCGAGGGGGCGUCUCUUCUGGAAGCGGGUCCUGAGGGCGUCGCCACAGUCCCCGAGGGAGGCACUGCCGGCGACGCAGCCAAGGGCGCCCCAGUCGACGUCACAGUGAGCGUGGCGGGCGAGGGCGAAGGAGGCGCGACAGAGGGCGGGAACAGCGAGCUCCUGGAGGCCGUCGCGGAGGCCAUGUGGCACGUGUCGUCCCUGCCCGAGCACGUGGUCGUGGUCAAGGAGCUGACGGCGGUGCCCGUGCUGGUGGCGCUGCUGCAUCACAACGACGAGAAGGUGCUGACGAGCGUGGUGGGGGGCCUCGGGGAGGCGGCCGGCGACCCUGAGUGUUGCACGAUCCUCCUGAGAGGCGGCGGCGUGACCACGCUCAUCCAGCUCCUCCGGAGGACGUCGGACAAGUUGCUGCUGAACGUGACGCGCGCGCUCGGGGCUUGUGCCGCCGACGAGGAGGCCCUCGAAGCGCUCCUGCAGCAGGACGGCCUGCGCCUCCUGUGGUCUCAUCUCAAGAACCCCAACUGCCGCGUCCAGGCCUCUGCUGCCAACGCCAUCUGCACCUGCCUCCAGCAAGAGUCGGAAGACCUAGCGGAAGUCGUGAGGAGCCUCGUGGGCGGCAUCGAGCUCCUGGUGUCCCUGCUGGAGAGCGAGAGCGAGGCCGUGCUGUCCGCCGUGUGCGCCGCCAUCGCCAGGAUCGCCAGAGACCCCCAGAACCUCGCCAUCAUGACGGACUACGGCGCCGUCACGUCCCUCUCCAAGCUCGCCGUCAGGGUACGGCCGGCAGGUGACGGGGCCGCGGGAAACGGGGGAACGACCGCCGCAAAUUAUACGAGAACUACCUGUUAGGUUGUC